Molecule: messenger RNA, 1605 nt
Organism: Camellia sinensis
Lineage: Eukaryota; Viridiplantae; Streptophyta; Magnoliopsida; Ericales; Theaceae
Product: COBRA-like protein 4
Biological process (GO): cellulose microfibril organization; plant-type cell wall cellulose biosynthetic process
Cellular component (GO): plasma membrane
Source: RefSeq, a predicted model, not a curated record
AUCCUGCUAAAUUUGUGGUAAUGGAAUUUGAUUCGUUGCCCAACCCGGUUUACGAAAUUCCCUUCAAAGCAAAGGUCCACUGCCAAAGGUGUCGAUGCCACCGAUUUGCAGAACUGAAGUGGCUUAUAUGUACUGUUAUCUUAUUCAUGAUCUUUUAUAGUGCAGAGGCAUAUGAUCCAUUGGAUCCAUUUGGAAAUGUGACGGUCAAAUGGGAUAUAAUGUCUUGGACUACAGAUGGUUAUGUGGCUACGGUGACGAUGAUAAAUUUUCAAACGUUUCGACAAAUCAUGAGCCCUGGGUGGACCUUAGGGUGGUCAUGGGCAAAGAAGGAAGUGAUUUGGGGCAUGGUUGGAGCUCAAGCAAGUGAACAAGGAGAUUGUUCCAAGUUCAAAACAAACAUACCACAUUGUUGUUUGAGAAAUCCCACAGCUGUUGAUUUGCUUCCUGAUGCCCCUUACAACCAACAAUACUCAAAUUGCUGCAAAGGCGGCGUGUUGGCAUCAAUGGCACAGGAUCCAGCAGGUGCAGUCACCGCCUUCCAGAUUACCGUUGGAUUGUCCGGCACUUCUAAUAAAACAGUGAAAUUGCCCAAAAAUUUCACUUUGCUUGGUCCGGGACCAGGGUAUACUUGCGGCCCUGCAAAAAUGGUUCCAUCCACGUUGUUCCCCACGCCCGAUCAUAGGCGAAAAACUCAAGCACUAAUGACUUGGAAUGUGACAUGCACAUACUCACAAUUUAUGGCUUCAAAGAACCCAACAUGUUGUGUAUCAUUCUCAUCUUUCUACAGUGAUAUCAUCACACCAUGCCCAUCUUGUUCCUGUGGUUGCCAGAACAAAAAGAACUGUAUCAUGAGCAACUCAAGCCUGCUGAAGAUGCCAGGAAUCAAUACUCCAAAAAAGGAUAACACACCUUUGAUACAGUGCACUCAUCAUAUGUGUCCAAUAAGAGUGCACUGGCAUGUGAAGCUCAACUACAAGGAAUAUUGGAGAGUGAAGAUAGCCAUCACUAAUUUCAAUUACAGGAUGAACUACUCUGACUGGACUCUGGUGGCUCAGCAUCCCAAUCUUGACAAUCUCACUCAAGUUUUCAGCUUUCAGUAUAAGCCUCUUCUCCCCUACCAAUCCAUCAAUGACACUGGCAUGUUCUAUGGCAUGAAGUUCUACAAUGACCUGUUGAUGGAAGCUGGACCGCUCGGAAACGUGCAAUCUGAGUUACUCCUUCAGAAGAACAAGGAAACAUUUUCAUUCAAGCAAGGAUGGGCAUUUCCCCGGAAAAUUUACUUCAAUGGCGACGAAUGCAAGUUUCCUCCUCCCGAUGCAUACCCAUCUUUGCCAAACAAUGCCAAAGUAAAUCCUGUUUCAUAUUUUACACUGUUUGUUUCUGUGAUUUUGAUGAUCUUGUCCAUUUGCUGAUCGGAUUAUCAGCAAGAACGCGGUUUUAUGGGAUUUUCCCGGAAGAGAAAAUAUUUGAUCUUGUCAAUUUCUUAAGAACUAGGGGUAAAUUUGAUGCAGAGAUGUUGUUGCAGUGACACUUAAGAAGUAAACUAAACACUGAUAUGUUUCGUUACUUGAGAGGUUUGUCUAUAGUACAAAUUACAAAAUAACA